Molecule: messenger RNA, 2946 nt
Organism: Stylophora pistillata
Lineage: Eukaryota; Metazoa; Cnidaria; Anthozoa; Scleractinia; Pocilloporidae
Product: kelch-like protein 12
Molecular function (GO): protein binding
Source: RefSeq, a predicted model, not a curated record
ACAUCUUCAUCCCAUUAUCGAGGUGUAUGAUUGGUUUUUUUAACUUACAAGCUAAACGGACGCUUUUUUAGCGAAUUUAUUUUCAUCAGAAAGCUCUGUGAAAGCAAUGCUCAUAUCCAAAUAUGGAUAGUGACACCUGCCACGUGUCUCAGAAAGGCCAUGACGUUUUAAAAUGGUUUUCUCAACGUGAUAUUUAUUUUUAAAAAUUGGAAGUCUCUGGACGACAUUUGGAUCACGAGAAAAUUUUUCUCAGCGACUUAAGCGAAGGUCGUAGGAGGACUCUGCGUCAUAAUUUUUUUUUUCUCUGAAUUUCACCGUUUCAGUCAAAGUGAUUACCAGAAUCGAAAGUGUAUGUUCCAAACACAUGUAAAACCAUUAAACAAAAUAAUGGAUUUGAAAGAAACAGACAGAAAUCUCCGCCAGCCACGAAUUAACUACGAAGAAAAUCUUUACAAGAGAAUGGACGACUUUCGUCGACAGGAUAUAUUGUGCGAUACAAUUCUUCAAGUGGACGGACAAGAAUUCCCAGCGCACAAAAACGUCUUGGCGGCAGGUAGCGAGUAUUUCCUCGGCUUGUUUACAUCCGACAUGAGAGAAAAACAUCAAGAUGAGGUCAAACUCGAAGGAUUUCAAGCCUUUAUAAUGAAUGAUUUGCUCCAUUACAUAUAUACGGGAGAAGUUGAGAUAACUGAUGAGAAUGUCAAAGAACUGGUUUUCGCUGCGGAUUACCUGUUAAUCACAAGCUUGAAAGUUAAAGGGAGUGAAUACCUAGAAGGGAUUUUAAAUCCUUCAAAUUGCCUGUCAAUGAGAGCGUUUUCAGAGAAAUUUGAUUGUGAAGAACUCAUAGACAAGUCUGAGAACUUUAUUCUUGAGAACUUCGUGGCUGUUUCGAAAUCAGAGGAAUUCCUGCAUCUUCGUCUCUGCGAAACUGAGAAACUCAUUUCCUUAGACGAUAUCAUUGUCGAGACAGAGGAGCAGGUGUACGAAGCGGUCAUUUCGUGGGUCAAACACGACGAGGAUAAAAGGAGAGAGGAUUUCCCGCGGUUGCUUUCUAAGGUUCGCUUGGGUUGCAUGUCAAAAUAUUACAUAGCAGAAUACGUUGAAACGGAAGAACUGGUAACCAACAACCUCGAAUGCACAAAGCUUCUUUACGAAGCUAUGAAGUCAUAUGCGUUACACGGACCUCAAGGACACCCAAUCAGGGAUAUCUGCAAGAUACGGAAAUGUUUGAAUUUCAAUGUAGACGCCAUCAUUACCAUCUGGGGACCUGGAGACGAACUGCGUUCCUCGACUCAGUGUUACGUGCCAUCUGUCAAUCAGUGGUACAAUUUGGCGCCAAUGUUAAUCCCGCGCUUCAGUCACGGUGCUGUGGCGUGCGAGGGGUUUAUUUACACAGUGGGAGGAGUCUCCCUUAAUGGACAUCUGUCAAGCAUGGAGAGAUAUGACUACAGAACAAACACUUGGGCAGGAGUAGCACCAAUGGCUAAGGAAAUCUCUGCCCUUGGUGUGGCCGAACUUAAUGGAUAUUUAUAUGCAGUGGGUGGCUGGCACAGAGGAAGACCGCUUAACUCCGUUUUGAGGUAUUACCCGAACUCAAAUAUCUGGGAAGCGGUCGCCCCCAUGACAUCAAACAGAGGUGGUCCAUGUGUCGUAUCAGAUAAAUACCUUUACGCCAUCGGUGGAAAAACAGAAAACAACAAUGCUAAUGACCCGUUCAAGUAUCUGAGCACGGUUGAAAAAUAUGAUCCCAGAACAAACACCUGGACCAUGACUACGCCAAUGCAGGCCCGUAGAGCAUACGCAUGCGGAGUGGCUGUCGGAAGAAAUCUUUACAUAGUAGGAGGAACACAAGAUGAUUUGUACUCGUCACACAGCUCUUGUGAGGCUUUUGACAUAGAGAAUAACACCUGGACAUACAUAGCUAAUCUGUGUAUAUCAAGAGCGUUAGCAGGGAUAGCUUUUGUAGGAAAUCAUAUCUAUGUCCUCGGAGGAAAGAAAAAUUCCCGUGAAAGAACGGACAAAGUAGAGUUUUAUGAUAUCGAUCUUGACGAGUGGAAGGUUGUGGGGUCGGUACCUAACUGUAUGGGGGGAAUACAAUGCUCAGCUGUUUCCCUUUCCACCCAAUUUCUCAACUCUCUGACGAAGAUUACAUGAGAUUUAUUUUUGUCUUUCUGUAUACCUCUGACAAUAACAGGCUAUCUUUUAACGUGACAACCUCUCAACUUCUCUCUAAUUAUCGAACUGCUUUUUGAGAUUAUAACCCUUUUUUCAUAGGUGCUGCAAGAGCGUUCUGCUAAACAAUCGCAUGGCUCUCGUGAGAGCAAAAUUCUCUGAUGCGUAAUCACGUAAUUGUACUUUAGACUUAGAUACACGACCCCAUAAGCACUAGCUUUAACUAUCAUCAUGCCGAAAUAAAGUGGAUGUGUGUAUGUAUGCAUAAGGAGGCAUGGACAUAACCUUGAAUGAGGACUGAUGACUUAGCUAUUUACGCUCGUCGUCAUUUUCAACUUAGAGCCGUAACCGUUUUAAUGAAAAACCCAAUCAUUUUGGAACAACGAUUUUUCGAAACUUGAAAACAUAAAAAAGAAUGAUGGUUCUUUUUGUACGGGGCCUGAAAUAUAAAUAUCACAGGGUGGUCUUAAACUACGUGAAUGCCGGCAUGUAUAGAAGAAAUUAGGUAUUAUUGGCAAAGCUAUGAAAUCUCUAUAUAAGAGUAUUUAUGUACAUAAGCAUGAAAUGAGUCCAAAUAACCAGUCAUAGAGUAAAAUUCGAUGAUUUACCUUUUAUAGCGAGGCAUAUGAGACGAACACUAAGAUUUACUGAUUAUUAAGAGCGUCCUAAUAGAUGUAUAGUUUAAAAAAGCGACAUAGGAACAACUAUGUUUUGAAGUACCCACAAAUUAAAUGAGAAACUGUUAGCGUCACCUAAUAAAAAAUGAUGAUUAAA